Molecule: messenger RNA, 2101 nt
Organism: Anopheles merus
Lineage: Eukaryota; Metazoa; Arthropoda; Insecta; Diptera; Culicidae
Product: probable serine/threonine-protein kinase dyrk1
Exons: 2
Coding region: 111-1796 (561 amino acids)
Source: RefSeq, a predicted model, not a curated record
UGAGUUUGAUUGAAUUUGCAGCAUUGUCGCAGAACGUUUUUCCUAACUGGCAAAUAAACUCUCAAUAAACUCAUACACUCUCACACACACACACCCUCAUAGUCAAACAAAUGCCUUCAUCGCCCACGUUACUCGACGACAACGAGGAAGAAGGAUCUUCAUCGUCCGGCCGUCCGGAAAAGUCCUCUUCCAACUCGUCGUCCCUGUCCGCCGGCUCGACCAUAUCGACGACCUCUUCUAGAACCUGUUCCACCUCUUCCUCUUCCUCCUCUUCAUCGUCGUCGUCUACGGCUUCCGAUGACGAAACGAACCAAUUGGACGAAAAAUUACCCGAAAAUGCGAAUGAGAACGACGGCUGCGGUGGUGGCGAUGCUGGUGCCGCGAUACUGUCUGCCUCUCCAACAGCUUCAGCUUCAGGAGCAGCGGAUGGGAAGGAAUCGGACGAGACGCCUGCCUCCGCUCCCAUCGAUGACGCGGACGCAUUGCUAGCAAAGUCGUCCGAGCUGCUGAGCCUAACGAAGGAGGAGCCUCUCGACCAGCUGCUGUUCCUUUCGCCGAAGCCGACGAAGGAGCCCAUCUACAGCUUGCCGCGCCAGUCCAUCUACUACAACAACCGCGACAUUCUCGACCUCGGGAGCAAUCUGCGGGCGCAGGGCGGUGGUGGUGGUGGUGGACUAUCCGGUGAAUUCGCAUUCCAGUAUGCCGUACUGCCGGAUACGAACAACAUUCAGUUCUUUCUGCAAAAUCGCUCCCAGUACCAUCGGCUCGGCCCGAACGGCCACGUGCAGGAGUUUCGCAUGGCCACGUGCACGUGCUGCGACUUCAAGUAUCCGGUCAACACGGUCGGAGCGAACGCCACGGCCGCUCCAGUGAACCAGAGCUGUGCCACCCUGAACCUGUCCAAUCUGAACGCCAACCAGAUCUACGGCAAUCUGCAGCAGCAGCAGCAGCAGCAGCAACAGCAGCAGCAAAUACAGCUGCAACAACAGCAGCGGCUGCGAUGCAUGCAGUAUCAACAGCAGCAAUACAACUACCGUGCCAGUGCCGGCGUUGGUAACAGCAACAACAGUAUGGGUCGCGAUUACAACAUGUACCAGUCUGGCAAUGGUGGUGGUGGUGCUGCAGCAGGAGGUGUAGUUCCGUCGUCUUCGCGCUUCAACAAUGGCAUCUACGGAUCGGGAGCAGUGCCCGGUGCAUCCUCGCCGAAUGCACAGGGAGGAGGCGGCAUGGCGGCUGGCGGUAGCUCUGCAGGCAACGGCGGCUUCUUCAACAACAACGCUUUGAUGGGUCGCGAUCAGUUCAAUCCAAUGGUCUCCAUGACGAUGCAGUACAACCACAACAGCGGUGCUAAUCCCAAAGGAAUCUCGCAAUCGAACGGUGGCGCAUCUUCGCUAUCGUCUGCCGCUGCACUGCGCCAACAGCAGCAGUACGAGUUGUCCCAGCAGCAAAAGCAGCAGUACGUGAACAACUACUCGCUGGGUGCCGGCGCUAACGCUGCCAACAAUACAGCCUCCAGUGCCGCCGUCCGCCUCCAACAGCAGCAGCAACAGCAGUCGCAACAGUCAAGCCAUUACUACAAGAAAAAUCAAUCCAUGCGCUAUGGAGGACCAACGGGUCUGAACGCGAACAUGAUGUCCAGUGGUCCGGCCGGUUCCUCCAACUGGAAAAACUCGAUGACCAAUAACGCGAUCCAGGAUACUGCUGCGAAGUUGUUUAUGGAACUGAACAAAAUGCAACAACAGCAGCAGCAGCAGCAGCAGCAGCAACAGUCCCCCUACUACGUACCUUUCCUGUAAAGAUAUUGUCUCUGUGCAAUGCAAACGCGCGCAGGCAAGCAAAAGACAACACAAAAAAACGACACAGUUAAAGUGUGUUUGUGGAAACGAUGAGAAUAAGAACUCAAGCGAAACUCACACAAAACACGCUGAUAAACAUUAGCCUCAAACAAUAAUGGACCAACAAAGCAAAAGAAAAACGCAAACGAAAAAUGCAUGGAAAAUGUGCGAAAAGAAAAGACCAAGACACAAGCGGCAGCAGCAACAUCAUGAUUAUCGUCAUCAUCAUCUCGCCAUCGUUACCAAAGUUGCCAAAGCAAACAAAC